This is a messenger RNA of Octopus sinensis (East Asian common octopus), 937 nucleotides long. Its product is annotated as zinc finger protein 239-like. NCBI's taxonomy places the organism in Eukaryota, Metazoa, Mollusca, Cephalopoda, Octopoda, Octopodidae. The annotation marks the transcript as partial. The record is from RefSeq and is a predicted model, not a curated record. The transcript has 3 exons.
AUGGAGAGAAAAUCAGGAGUGGAAGUAUUUGUGAAAUUAAACGAUAAGAAGAAAAACAAGAAAAAUAGAGGAGAGAGACCGUAUCACUGUGAUGUCUGUGGUCAAUCAUUCUCUGCAAAUAGUCAAUUAAUUACUCACAAACGUAUCCAUACAGGGGAAAAGCCAUAUCACAGUGAUAUCUGUGGUAAAUCAUUCUCUGGAAGUUCUGCCCUAACAAUACACUUACGUAUUCAUACUGAGGAAAAGCCAUAUCACAGUGAUAUCUGUGGUAAAUCAUUCUCUGGAAGUUCUGCCCUAACAAUACACUUACGUAUUCAUACUGGGGAGAAGCCAUAUGACUGUGAUAUCUGUGGUAAAUCUUUCAUCCGUAAUAAUGACGUAACUAGACAUAAACGUAUCCAUACAGGGGGAAAGCCAUAUCACUGUGAUAUCUGUGGUAAAUCUUUCUCUGGAAGUACUGCCCUAACAAUACACAUACGUAUUCAUACAGGAGAGAAGCCAUAUCACUGUAAUGUCUGUGACAAAUCAUUUUCUCAAAAUUCUGACUUAAAUAAGCACAUUCGUAUUCCUACUGGGGAGAAGCCAUAUCACUGUGAUAUCUGUGGUAAAUCUUUCUUUGAAAAUGGUAAAUUAACUGCACACAGGCAUAUUCAUACAGGAGAGAAGCCAUAUCAUUGUGAUAUCUGUGGUAAAUCUUUCUUUGAAAAUGGUAAAUUAACUAAACACAAACGUAUUCAUACAGGAGAGAAGCCAUAUCAUUGUGAUAUCUGUGGUAAAUCUUUCAUCCGCAAUAAUGACGUAACUAGACAUAAACGUAUUCAUACAGGAGAGAAACCUUAUCAUUGUGAUAUCUGUGGUAUAUCAUUCCCUGAUAAUAGUGGCUUAACUAAACACAAACGUUUUCACUCAGGCGAAAGACCGUAUCACUGUGAUAUCU